AUGAGUUCCAGUGUGGUGGCCAAACCUCAGAUGUGGGGCCUUCUGGGCAGGCGUCUGCAGAUUAAUAUUGUUGGAGCAUUCGUUGUCUCCCUGGGAGUUGCAGCUCUGUGUAAAUUUGGUGUGGCUGAACCAAGAAAGAAGGCAUAUGCAGAUUUCUAUAGAAAUUAUGAUUCCAUGAAAGAUUUUGAAGAAAUGAGGAAAGCUGGUAUCUUUCAAAGUGUGAAGUAAUUUAGGAAUACAAAGGUUUCUUUGGAUUCCGUUCCAUAGAUAUUUGUCACUGAUCAGCAUUCCUGAACUGUGAAACAUCAGUAUGUGACUAAGGAAUACUUAGU
Messenger RNA from Cavia porcellus (domestic guinea pig), 332 nucleotides. Its product is annotated as cytochrome c oxidase subunit 6C-like. Lineage: Eukaryota; Metazoa; Chordata; Mammalia; Rodentia; Caviidae. The record is from RefSeq and is a predicted model, not a curated record. The transcript has a single exon. Bases 1 to 228 code for a protein of 75 amino acids.